Molecule: messenger RNA, 2379 nt
Organism: Fonsecaea erecta
Lineage: Eukaryota; Fungi; Ascomycota; Eurotiomycetes; Chaetothyriales; Herpotrichiellaceae
Exons: 1
Coding region: 1-2379 (792 amino acids)
Biological process (GO): vesicle-mediated transport
Cellular component (GO): endocytic vesicle; cytosol
Molecular function (GO): small GTPase binding; guanyl-nucleotide exchange factor activity
Source: RefSeq, a predicted model, not a curated record
AUGUCGAGGAAUAUCUCAACCGGCUCGAUGAAGUCAAGACCAUCUGCCCUUUCCACGAAAUCCUUUACUCGUUACGAGCCUCCUGCUACCUCCUCUUCCGCAAAUAGGAGUAGAGCCAGCACCAUCCAGUCCGUCACCACUCUGAAAUCCCCCAAGAAGCAGGACUUGUCACCGGAAGACAUCUUUGAAAAGCCGAUAAAUGAGGAGGAUGAGCCCGCAUCUUCGGACCUGGGACGGGUCAGCAGCCUCCCAGAUCGGUUUGAUGAACUGCCUAUAGAACUGGCAAGCCUGACCGACAGGUUCAUUGAGUCCCUUGGUGCGAAAAUUUAUAACGAACCACCAACGGUCGACCAGUUGUCGGAACUAUUCCAGGAAUUCUACGCUCGGGCAUCUGGGGCAAUCGCUAUUCACAUUUCUGCCCUCAAGUCCCGCCUCCAUCGAGACCAAUCGCCGACCCCCUCCAAACCUACCUCGCGCUCCAGACCUCUGCAGAACAAGCCCUCAAAUGAUUCCCUGGCUCCGUUGGAUCAAAGAGGAGGCUCUCAACAGAUGCUGACGGCUUCCGAGGUCGCUGAUAGACGCAAACAGAGAAAACUGCUGGAAUACAAGAGGAUUGUCCUAGAAGAGGCCGUGGAGAAGAGAGUAUGCGAAAAGGUCUAUGACAAAAUAUGGAGACACAAAAGCACCCUGGACGAGGUCCGAGACGAGAAGCUGAGAUCGAAAACGGCAGCCCUGGCAUUGGUAGGAAUAGGCUUGAAAGACCUGGGCAUUGAUUGGAGUGAAGACACUGAAAAGUCGGUCGAAGAUGUGCAAGCCUCACUGGCUCCUGCACGAGAGAGCCUGGCUAAGAUGAAUGAAGAACGCUAUCCACUAGGGAAAUUACAGCACCUCACCACCGCCCAUAAAGCCGUUGUUGAUACUCUGUACUCAAUACACCCUUCCUCGUCCUCUGCCGACGAGAUCCUGCCGACUCUGAUUUACGCCUUGAUCACAUCCCCAGUUGAAGGCAUCAACAUUAUUAGCAACCUUUAUUUCAUCCAGCGGUUCAGAGCGGCACCAAAGAUCGAUGGCGAGGCCGCCUAUUGCCUUACGAAUCUGGAAGCCGCGAUUACCUUCCUGGAGGAUGUCGACCUGGCGAGUUUGAGGGCCGAUGAAAUGCCAGAAGGCCCUAGGAAGGUCCCCUCCCAGUCGGACGGAGAGGUGGUCUCAGACAAGCUUGAGGCCUUUCCCUUGUUGCCGGAAUCGGUCCCUGUGUCAAUGUCUCCUACAACGGCCACUUCACAGGCCAACGCUACGGGCACGUCCAUCCAGUUAAGUCAGACUUCUUCGAUCGCGAAAUCAUUUCCAGAAAAGCCCUCGCCCAUUCCAGCCACCCGACAUCAACGCACAUUUUCGGACCUUCUGCAGCCCAUAACCAACGCGAAUGAGGCCGUUCGCUCUACAGCGGAAGAAGGGUUCAAAAACAUCUCCAACAGUCUGGACAACAGCUUUAAAUUUCUCCUUGGGAAGUUGAAGGAAAGAGGCACUGAAGGCCCCAAUACUGAAAUUAUCCUUCCUAAAACGCUGGACGAAGCAAGGCAGCUUGUUAGUCGACCUUUGACUCCGGACGAAGACGACCAUGCUCUCAGCGAGUCAAGCUCUAUGCACGACGGACAGUCCAGCCCUAUGCCUUCUAAUCUGACGAAGACCGAAGAGAAACUGCUCGGUCUCUUAGGAGGUCGAAAAGCAGCUGUCCGGGAGCGAAGUGUGGACAGCAUUCAAAGCAAUGGAAGCAGCACUGGGAAAAGAAUAGGAUUCCUUCCAGGAAACACGAACUCGCCUCCAAAUGGUCCUGCUACAACACCAGCAAACCCGCCUCCGCAAAAACCCACACCACCAGCAACACAACCCACGGCCACCAAUCCGCUGGAGACGGUAAAGAACUUUGGCAACAGUCUCAAUCCAAUGAGUCACAUAGGCUCUGCAUUCGGUGGUGCAUUUGGACGGUUUGGUGGCAGGGCCCCUGCUGCAUCAGCCUCUCCGCCGGCCGCACAGACUCCCCCUACGCCAACAAUAGUUGUGGCCCAGGAGAACAAAGAAGUUUUACCCGAGGAGAAACCCAAGCAAAUACACGAGGCCCUCUUACGAUCACCGGAUCAUAGUGAAUUGGUGGCUAUCAAGGCCACGCCGCCCAUAACAAAGUUCAUGAAGGUAGCCGAUGCGAAAGAGUUAAGGCUGGGCGAGGUGCAAGAGUUGCUUGCUGAUUACCAGCGGCUUGCGAAGGUGCUGGGAAAGCUGGUAGUGAAGGCUCAAGACGAUGCUGAAACGGAAGCUGGCGAGGCAAGCGACACCGCUGAGGCUACUCCGAUACCAACUGCAAGCGAGAAAAGUAAGACUUGA